UGAGAGGAUAUUACCAAAGCUCAAUUGCAUUUUGCUCGCUUGAACGUCUUCCUUAAGAAUACCCUUUUUAACCUUGAACGCCAAUUCAUUGGACUUGCAGCUCUCCACCAUGGCUCCCAAAAUUGCGAUCGUCUUUUAUUCCAUGUAUGGACACAUAUUGAAGCUCGCGGAGGCUGAAAAACGAGGCAUUGAGGCUGCCGGGGGCACAGCCGAUCUAUACCAGAUCGAAGAAACUCUUUCAGAUGAAGUUCUCGCUAAAAUGCACGCCCCUGCUAAAUCAAAUCACCCAAUCGCCGCGCCAGAAGAUCUGUUGAAAUAUGAUGCCAUUUUGUUCGGGAUACCCACCCGUUAUGGGAACUUCCCAGCUCAAUGGAAGGCUUUCUGGGACAAAACUGGCUCUAUUUGGGCAAAAGGAGGUUUCUGGGGUAAAUAUGUAGGAACUUUUGUUUCCACUGGCACUCCCGGCGGUGGCCAGGAGUCCACGGUCAUCGCGGCUAUGAGCACCUUCGUUCAUCACGGAAUGAUCUUUGUCCCGCUUGGCUAUAAGACCGCUUUCCCCAUUCUUUCGAACCUCUCAGAAGCUCGAGGUGGCAGCCCAUGGGGUGCAGGAACUUUCGCUGCUGGGGAUGGCUCCCGAAACCCCUCCUCCAUGGAGAUUGAGCUCGCAGAGAUCCAAGGCAAGGCGUUCUACGACGCUGUCGCAAAGGUUAGGUUUGCAUGACUGCAUGAAGCUCCAUCUCUAUCUGAAAAGGAACACCCCGAAAUUACGACUCAGCAAGUUCCAACAAAGAAUUGUCAUGUUGAGGAUGAAGUGGUUGAGGACGGUCCUUGUGGGUUACCAAAGCGCUGUGUUAUACUCUAACUGAUAUCAUCUGGUUCUGCGGUCCUGCAGUUUCUGCGAAUGGCGUCUAGUAUUCGCGGAUAAUGCUUUAAUUUCUUAGUAGAAAAUGCUAGGGAUACACUACACAAUGAGCUUUUGUAUCUUAGUGAAGGGGGAAGGAUGCUCUAAACUUUUUUCAUUUGAUAAGGAUUGUUUCAGACAUCGUUACUUGUAGUUGUCGAAGUAGCAUCACCACGGAGUACUAAGAGCAAAACAAUUGC
Coccidioides posadasii C735 delta SOWgp is the source of this 1101-nucleotide messenger RNA. RefSeq names its product Minor allergen Alt a 7 (gene ALTA7). NCBI's taxonomy places the organism in Eukaryota, Fungi, Ascomycota, Eurotiomycetes, Onygenales, Onygenaceae. The record is from RefSeq and is a predicted model, not a curated record. Gene Ontology annotation, molecular function: FMN binding; NAD(P)H dehydrogenase (quinone) activity. Gene Ontology annotation, cellular component: membrane.